UAUCCAAUAAAACAAUUCUAAUCUGUUACAUAAUGCAUUAAAUUACACGAAGAGCAAUAACAAUAAAUAUAUGUGCGCAUGUCAAUUUAAAAAAGAUUCUUAUCAGAUCAAUCUCUUUUGACUGACUCAAGAUAUUUUCCCACUAGCUUAUUUCAAGGCUUAACUGCAACAUACUGUAGAGGUAAUUCAAUAAAUUUUUCCCACUUAGGUUAUGUUCUACGUAUUUAUUUACAAUAUUUUGACAAAUAUUAUUGCAGUCAACGCUUUAUGGAGCAACGGAUUUAGGGGCAAUCACAGUCUGUCGACGGUCGUGCAAUUCGAAAACAUGAAGGUCCAAGUUUUACCCGCUUUAACUGACAACUACAUGUACCUUAUCAUUGACGAGAACACGAAGCAAGCCGCAAUUGUAGACCCGGUGGCGCCUGAUACUGUUUUAAAAGCUGUUAAAGAUGCUGGAGUGAAUCUUACCAAAGUCUUAACCACCCAUCAUCACUGGGAUCAUGCUGGUGGUAAUGAGGAAUUGGUUAAGAAAUCUGACAAGGCACUGCAAGUGUUUGGUGGUGAUGAUAGAAUUGGUGCACUGACCAAUAAAGUCAAGCAUGGUGAUAAAUUUACAAUUGGUGAUAUUAAUGUGGAGUGUUUGUACACCCCCUGCCAUACAACUGGGCACAUUUGUUAUUAUGUUACUCAUUCAAAUGAAACACCAGCUGUAUUCACUGGUGAUACAUUGUUCAUUGGUGGGUGCGGCAGAUUUUUCGAGGGAACGGCUGAACAAAUGUACUCGGCGUUGAUAGAAAAACUGGGAAAUUUGCCCGGAAACACGCACGUUUUCUGCGGACACGAGUACACGUUGCAAAAUUUAAAAUACGGCCAACACGUCGAAGGCAACAACGAGAAUAUCAUCAAGAAAAUUGAGUGGGCGAAACAGAAACGUGCCGAGGGCGUCCCGACUGUUCCGUCGACCAUUGACGAAGAGAAACAGAUAAAUCCGUUUAUGAGAGUUAGCGUGACGAGCGUUCAGAAGCACGCGAACUGCGGGGAUCCGAUUUCAACGAUGCAAGCCAUUCGCAAAGAAAAGGACAAUUUUAAGUCCAAUUGAAUUCCUAUUUUAUAACAGAUCUUUUUUUUACUAUAUGUUAUUAAUUCAAAGUGUCUAUUUUUUAAUUUGAUAAUUUACAAGGUCUCGGUGAUAUUUUAACUGUUAAAUAAAACCAUCAUAAAAUUAA
This is a messenger RNA of Aethina tumida (small hive beetle), 1226 nucleotides long. RefSeq names its product hydroxyacylglutathione hydrolase, mitochondrial. Lineage: Eukaryota; Metazoa; Arthropoda; Insecta; Coleoptera; Nitidulidae. The transcript is spliced from 6 exons. Bases 212 to 1099 code for a protein of 295 amino acids. Gene Ontology annotation, molecular function: hydroxyacylglutathione hydrolase activity. The record is from RefSeq and is a predicted model, not a curated record.